AAAUUCUUUAGAGAUUAGGACUGAUUUCUAGAGAAAAAAAGUGGCAAAAAAUGUCCAAGCCCGCCGGCCUGCAGUCCCUAUUAGCUCUGAUAUUUUUCAACCGGCUUUCUCUAGUCAUAUUCUACUCAUUUUGGUUCCUAAUCGGGCUUCUAGUCCUCAGAAAGUCGCAGAAUGCUCUGGAAGCCGUCCGAUACGUGAAGGCUCACAGCGCCUCGGUAUCCCUCGACUCCCUGGAAGGCUCCACGGAGUUCCGGCAACUUCUGGAAGAGGAUUUCCCGCGGCCACCGGCGUUUUUCCUGCUCAACCAGUACGCGCUUAAUAUGACCGACAACUUUUUGUGCAAUACUGCCACGUUGGCGGGGGCGCAUGAGCGCUUCGUUUUUGUGACGUUGGAUGAGGUGGCGAGGAAGAGGAUUCGCAGCAGGUGGCCGAGGAUUCGCGUUUUUCAUUGGCCAACGCCGUCGCUUUAUAAACCCUUCUCAUUCGCUGAAGGUGCAUAUCAAACCAUAUACCUGCUCAGAUCCAAUUUAGCACUGGCACUUAUCAAAAAAGGAAAAUCCUUCUGGAUGAUGCAGCAGGAUACCUUCUGGAGAAAGAACAUAUUCGACCUAAACUACGAGGAUAAUAUGUCAUAUGACGCUAUUUUUGAUCAACUCGGAAAUGGAGACAACUCGUUGAGAAAGGAAUGGGUGAACGGAGCCAACUGGUUCAUUCGGGCUAACAAUGAGACGCAGUUCUUUUUCGAAAAGUUGUCAGAGAAGUUGGCUCAUUGGUAUACUCCUGAUGUUGGAGUUAUGAUUCAUCAGUGUAAUACUUGGGACAAGCCAACGUGUGCAUUUAUUCCGUAUAAUGUGACCUAUUCCUGGGAAUGGAUGUUCAGUGAUCAGUCGAACCCUCCGUAUCUUCUCCAGCUAGACUGCGAGACGAACGGAGGUACCAAACUAAUGCAGCUAGGAAGAUAUGGCUUCCAUUUUGUAAAUCCAGAUGGGACGUGCAAUAAUGAAAAGAUCUCCUCCGCCAAAUCUCGUAUGGAAAAUGGUACUGUAGAAGUUCAAAUCUCGAAAAACCUCCCAUCCUGGGGACGUUUACAAUUCAAGCUGUACUGGUACAUCACAGAAUACCUCCUAUGGAUCCCGGUACUCGGGGAGUAUCUGAGACCCUACUUGGCGCUGGCCGGCUUCAUUUUAAUGAUCACAAUUUGAAUUUUUUUAAUAAAAAGAUUACGGGUAAAAA
Caenorhabditis elegans is the source of this 1233-nucleotide messenger RNA. It is a transcript of the gene Y48E1B.8, whose product is annotated as Nucleotide-diphospho-sugar transferase domain-containing protein. The coding region runs from base 51 to 1202 and encodes 383 amino acids. The record is from RefSeq and is marked reviewed. Lineage: Eukaryota; Metazoa; Nematoda; Chromadorea; Rhabditida; Rhabditidae. The transcript has 5 exons.